Messenger RNA from Coccinella septempunctata (seven-spotted ladybird), 5723 nucleotides. RefSeq lists its product as uncharacterized. Gene Ontology annotation, molecular function: protein binding. Bases 124 to 5133 code for a protein of 1669 amino acids. Lineage: Eukaryota; Metazoa; Arthropoda; Insecta; Coleoptera; Coccinellidae. The transcript has 17 exons. The record is from RefSeq and is a predicted model, not a curated record.
GGACGGAAGUGUCAAAAUAAUCUAAUCAACAAAGCGAGAAGAUAAACCUCAAUUUUAUUCUAGUUUCUUUUCAGAGACAAAAGUUAAUGUUGUCGGUAUUAAAUAAUUCACUUUUUCCUUGGGAUGGCAUACGUUAACGUGAGAGACUGGAAUGUGGACCAAGUGACUGAUUGGCUCAAAGGGUUGGAUAGCGCUGUGUCUCAUUAUACAACAUCUUUCUUGAAUAAUGGAGUUACAGGAGGGCAGUUACUCAAUCUCCGAGCUGAUGAUCUUGAACACUUGGGUGUUAAGAUUCUUGGGCAUCAGGAAAUAAUUCUCGAGGCUGUCGAGCAUUUGAGGCAUUUCCACUAUGAGUUAGAUAAGGAAAAUUUACAAACCUUAGCCUUAAAGUUAUCAAGCGCAGCAAAUUCAUUGUAUAGAGAAUUGUUGACGGUGGAAGAUGAUUGUAGACCUUUCAAAUCACAGACUUUAUCGGAUGUCCAUAACAUCAUAUCUGCUAUCAAACCUCUGGUCUUUUGGCUUGAUAGGGCUCCAUUUGCUGGGGAUAAGGAUUAUAUGGAUUGUAAAACACAAAUGCUACAGUUGGCAUUUGAAAUGGCAACAAAUGCGCAUAGAGAUAUAUUUUCAGAACAACCUGUAGUCACAAUACGAAGAAUUUGUGAAAAAUUAACUAAAAUGGCAGAUCAUAUUAUCCAAGACAUAUCUGAUCCUAUGAUAUUACAACCAGCUUCAUUAGAUUUGGCUACUUUGAAAAAGAAAGAACAAGAGUUGGGGUUUUUCAUCUUACCUAGCAAUCAUGCAAUUCAUCAGAUUGCAGAUAUCAAAUUUGGUUCGCCUGCUCAUAGCAGUUCCAAAAUUGAAGAAGGGGAUGAAAUUGUACAGGUGAAUUAUAUGACUGUAGUUGGUUGGCAAAGAAAAAACGUAAUGUUUCUUCUGCAAGAAUCACCGCCAGAAAUUGUUCUCACUUUGAAGAAGAGGCCAAGGCACACCAAAGUAUAUGGACAAAUAUACAUGAAACCUUACAGAUUACCCAGCAAGAAGCGGGGUCAGCCUUAUUCAAGAUGGAAUGAAAGCCUUCCAUCACCAGUUCUGCUGCCUAUCCCAGAUCUGCGUCCCCUGAGAAUUGAAAAAAUAACCCCAGUUGAUGAUCCAGUAGACUCGGGAAAUGAAAUUAGUGAAAGCUACAGUGACACUGAAUCACCUCCAGAUAGCAUAAUAGACAGUGGAACAAGAUUAUAUCCCAUAAAACCUAUUUCCAAUUUGCAGAGAAGGAAUACUUUCAAUGGAGGAACAAGUACUAGUAUGCUCAAAUCUUUUUCUAUUGAACAGUGUCGGGAAAUGUUGAAAAACCAAGCUGCAACUCCUACUGCUAGCUCGAAUCACAUCAAUAAUUCUAACUUCGAAGAAGAUUCAAAAUGUCUUCGUGAUAAAAGUGCUUCCUGUAGUGUCGGUCUAGAAUUGAGUCCUCGUCCAACAACCGUUAUCGGUUUAUCUUCCAAGAAAUCGUCUUUCAAAAAACUGAAGUGUUCCAAAAAAGUCAAUUUCGAUGAUGAAAGAGUUGAGUUAAGCUCAUCGAAAACUUUGAAGCCGCCAGAUAGUAAUUUGAAUGAAGAGAAAAGUUUGAGUUUGAAUAGUCUGAGCGGGGUUACAGAAGCUAACGUAGAUUUCAUCGAUGAAGGUAGAGAAUUGACGGAUAGGUCUAGUAUGACUUCUGGUUGGCAAAAGGAAAUUGUCGAGGAAUUGAUUGAAUCCAUAAAAUCGAAGCCAAAUAAGUUAGCGCCCCCUCCUCCCCCGCCACUGCCACAGGAAGAGCUGCCUUUGAAAAAUGAUGAAGAGAAAAAUAUUGCAGAAAAACCCCAAUCUUUGAAGGACAGUGUUCUGAGUGAAGUGAAAGUGAAUGUACAUGAUAUCAUCAAGAAAUUGGACAAACAAUCGGCACAAGUAUCCAAUAAUUUUAGUCAAAAUAAACCUAAAGUUUUGCCUAGAACCCAAGUUAAAAAAAUAUCUGACAGUUUCUCCAGAAACGACAAAAAACCAGUUGUACCCCCUAGAAGCAUUACGACAGUAAUUACAACCACGAAACUCAGGGGAAGACUUGAUAAGAGCCACAGCACUCCAGCAUAUGAUACAUCAGAAGAAAUAAAACCUUGUGAAGGACUGCAAAAAAGUGCGGAAAAACGUGAAAAAAUCAUCUCAGACAAUGAAGAAAAAAAUAUAACCAUUAGAAAAGAAAUUGAGACAGUUGUAGAGGCAGUGAAGCUUUGUGAGAGUGAAACUAUAAAGGAAGUAGAAAUGACAAGUGAAAUAACAAGAAGCUAUGAAAAGACUGAAAAGAUAAAAAUAACCGAGGUGAAGACAAUUAGGAGGAGUUCUUCGAGAGAAAUGCUAAAUGAUGGGUGUGGUACUAUUAAGAAUGACAGUUUAACCAAAUUGGAGAUAGGCAUACCCUGUGUUGAUGCUCCUACGUACUCCUUAGAUUCUAGAUCAAAUACAGUGAGUGACGAUGAUAAAUCAGCCUUGGAUACUUCGGAAAAUGAGAAACCAGCUUAUGUGCCGAUACAAGAACAAGAGAUUGUACCUCCAAAACCACCACCAAGAACAUUCGGCAUUGUUGACAUGAAUAAACCUGCCUAUCCAGCAGACUCCCCAAAACCAAUCAAUCUCCUAGAACUGACAAAACCAUCACAACCAUCCGUAAACACACCACCCCGUGCACCGCCCAGAGUUUUUGAAUUUCCCGAUUCAAAAUUGCAGAAUUUGCCGCAUCAAUACAUGACUAUUACAGAAAAUGGUUCCUUCAGAAAUGACACUAAAUUUUCCGAGGAAAAAUUGGGAAAACAAUUCGAACCAAAAUCUGUAUCUACGCCUGUCAAUAAAGCGAAAAUGGAUUUUCCUGAUCAUGAGCCUCCAUCUUAUAAGAACAGUUCAAUGUUGGAAAUAAAUAAGAACGAGAAAGUAUCUCCGACAAAUUCCAUGAUCCGUGCUAUGAUUUAUUCAAAAACCAAGCCGAAGAGGAAAAAUCUUAUUGCAAAGAGAAGAAAAGUCACAGUGAAUGAUUUAAGUCCUCCAGAUAUUCAAGGUUGGUUAUAUCAGAGACUACGUUUGAAGCAAACGCAGCAUGUCAGUUGGGAGAGGAGAUGGUUCGUUUUGUUGGGAAACUGUCUUUACGGUUACAAAUCCAAAGAGGAUCCAAGGGCAGCAUGUUUGAUUUUCCUGUCAGGAUUCACAGUUGCUGUAGCUAGUGAGGUCAAAUCAAGAUCGAACGCAUUUAAAGUUUACCAUACUGGUACAGUGUUCUAUUUUUCCGCUGAAGACCACGAGACCCUCCAAUGCUGGAUAGAUUUGAUUACUUCGGCUACAUUAUUAGCUGACAAUUCCAAAACGAACGAUGGGACCCUUUUUUCAGAGACGGACGAUUCUGACACCGAAAAAUCUAGAAAUUCCGAAAAGCAGAACGAUUCCCUGAAAAAAUUCGGUUCCCUCAAGAAAUUCUCCUCGAAAAAAAGCUCCAGUGCGAGCCAGGACGGUAGCACAAGUUUGGAUAGGAAAUGGUUCUUCAACAAGUCGAGUAGUCAAUCUAAAAAUGCGCUUCCUGUACCAACUGCGCAGUUCAGAUCUUACAGAAAGAUCAGAACUAGCGAGACGCACACCGAAAGCGUCACUACCGGAAAUUUCACUUCGCACGUGCCAUUUUUUGUUCCUUCCAUGGAGAAACAACAUAUGAAAAAUAUUAGUGUACCAAAUCUUUCCGUGGAUCCUGCGCCAACUAUAGCUUUAACUGAAAACAUCAGUAAAUUACCAAUGAAAAGCAAACCUACAAAUUAUAUUCAUGCCAGCAAUCCUAGUUUGUGCAAUACUCAUGACUUAAUAGUACCACAAACAACCACUAAAAAAUCAUACAAGCCAUGCAUUGAUAAUUUGGCUGGAUUCGUUACUCUAGAGGAAUUGAUGAUAAGACAAACAGAAGAAAGGAAAAAAAAUCCUCACGCAGCCUUCGAAGAUCCCGCUCCUAUCAAUCUGAAUUUGAUAAAACCUGAUGUCGUUUAUGGUGAAGUGCCUAUCCGUCCUAAAGAGAAGAAAGAAAAGGAAGAUAAGGAAGUCAAAGUGGAACAAAAUAAAGUAUCACACAAAAAGUGGAAUAAGUCUGAUAAAUCAAGUAGUUCAAAUGUAUAUUAUCCCAAAAAUUUAGAAGAGAGCCCAGAAUCAAGUAGCGAAUCAAGCAGUUCCUGUUUUGGGAAAAGAUUGGGUUCUUUGAAGAAAAAUCAAAAGAGUAAUAUCGAAUACGAUAGCAAGACUGCCACAUAUCCUAAAACAGCAAAAGGUUUUGACAAGAAGAUGAAUAGUUCCCUACCUAGAAUGCAUAGGUUGCCAGAAAAAUAUAGGGAAGAUGAUGCUGGUAUUCAGUAUUUUUCAGAUAGGAAUUUAGCUUCGUCAAAGUUUGGUGAAAGAUCUUAUGAAAUGAUUUAUUGCCCCGAAACAAUCACAGAAACGGUACAGUUCGCUCAAAAUCGUUCACUUGGAAAUGCCGAAAAUUCCAAAAAGAACAAGAUCAAGAAACAACACAGUUUUUCGUCGUCCGAUAAAAAAGUGAAGUCGGAAAAAUCGCUGUUUUUCGAUACGCCCAAAUAUCACAAAAUAUCCGAUUCUUCCACGAGUAAGAUCAAGUUGAAGUCCGCCAUGCAGUACACCCCUAUGUCUCUGCCCUUGACUCAGGAUCCAAAAUCUCGGCCGAAAUUCGCUUUCGAACUGAAUCUCGACGAAAAGUCGAGCAAGCCGUCUGGGAAGCUGAAGCAGAUUUUCGGGAAACAGGGCGAUCAGAAGAAGGAAAAGACGUUUCUGGGUUCUCCCAAGUUGCACAGGGCGAUUUUCAAGAAGGGCAACACUUCGAACGCCCUCGACUCUACGUGGCCAAUAGCUACACAGCAGAUCAUUCUCCAAGACGCUUCCUAUCUUAUGUCGAACUUACCACCAGUGGCGUCCGAGCCUGCUUUACCACCACCUCUACCCGCCGCACCACAUCCUGAUUACCCAGGAUUAGAAUAUCCACCAGUAUUCGAGCCAGAAACGUAUUCUUUGGCCGAUCCUCAAAGUAGCCUGUCAAUUUUGAGGAAACAGGGGAAAGGAAACAAUUGAUCCCCCUCUCUAAGACAUGUGGCAAUAAUGUUUGUAUACUCUAUUAUACGGAAGUGUAUAAUUUAUGGAAAAAUGGAAUGAUAAGAAUCUGUGAUCUAGAGGUGCUUAUUCUCACAAUUCUCAUAAUCACAUUUAAUACAUUAAGAGAAUACCAAAAUAAUUACUAACAUGAUCAUUAGAAUAGUAUACGUUUCAAUUUGGAAGCUGUGAUGAUAAAUGAAUCGUUAUCAAUAUUUUCAGAAUUGAAAUAUGUGAAGAAUUUGAUUGGACAACUCUGUUGAACUUGUGGAAUAAUCAAAAGUAGAUAAAUAUCACGAUAUGUGAUUUUUGUUGAAUAGUGUAUUUGAAAUCUUUAUUAUUCGAAAAACUUAGGAAUUUUUGAAAAUGAAUUAUGUACUUCUUAUAAUGUGUCAAUUAUUAUUCUUGCUCUUUAUGAACUUGCCAAAUAGUAGAAAGUAUUCUAUUUUUCUAGAUAUUCCGGUUGCAAUAUGCUGUAUUUAGUACUCCAAAAGUCUCCUUACUAGUUUGUAUAUUAUUUUAUUCCUUCAAAAUGUUAUUUUGACUUUGUUGAAUAAACAUUAUAUUUAUUA